AUGGCUCGUACCAAGCAGACCGCUCGUAAAUCUACUGGAGGAAAAGCUCCUCGUAAGCAGUUGGCCACCAAAGCUGCUCGUAAAUCUGCACCUUCUACUGGUGGUGUGAAGAAACCUCAUCGCUACCGUCCCGGAACUGUCGCUCUUCGUGAAAUUCGUCGCUACCAGAAGUCCACGGAGCUGCUUAUUCGUAAGCUGCCUUUCCAGCGUCUCGUUCGUGAAAUUGCGCAGGAUUUCAAGACUGAUCUCCGUUUCCAGUCCGCUGCCAUUGGAGCACUGCAGGAGGCAUCAGAGGCUUACCUCGUUGGUCUGUUUGAAGACACAAACUUGUGUGCAAUUCACGCCAAGCGUGUCACAAUCAUGCCGAAAGACAUCCAGCUUGCUCGCCGUAUUCGUGGAGAGAGAGCAUAA
Haemonchus placei is the source of this 411-nucleotide messenger RNA. The record is from the annotation of a GenBank genome assembly. Lineage: Eukaryota; Metazoa; Nematoda; Chromadorea; Rhabditida; Trichostrongylidae.